This is a messenger RNA of Penicillium riverlandense, 4074 nucleotides long. It is a transcript of the gene tcsC, whose product is annotated as putative two-component osmosensing histidine kinase (Bos1). Bases 1 to 4074 code for a protein of 1357 amino acids. The transcript has a single exon. Gene Ontology annotation, molecular function: phosphorelay sensor kinase activity. Gene Ontology annotation, biological process: phosphorylation; cellular hyperosmotic response; phosphorelay signal transduction system. Lineage: Eukaryota; Fungi; Ascomycota; Eurotiomycetes; Eurotiales; Aspergillaceae. Gene Ontology annotation, cellular component: membrane. The record is from RefSeq and is a predicted model, not a curated record.
AUGGCUGCCGCGGACGAAACUCUCGCCGCCGCGACGGCCGUUCUUCAGAACCUGGCGAGAGAGGAGCCCACUCCGGGGUCUUCAUCACCCCCAUUUGAUUUUCAAUUUCCUGUGUCAAAUGGCACAAAAUCUGCAAGAUUGCCCGGAGACCCAAGCCCGGCAAAGGCAGCCUUUGAGUCUGAACUGGAGGCCUUGGUGCGCCGGGUGCACCAUCUGGAAUUCCAAGCUGUCAGUCACCAAAAGUCCCCCGACGUUUCCCAACAGGGAUCGCCGCCUGCUUUUGGACCCAACGAGCAGGCGCCCGAUUUCCUGCGGACCUUUGGGCUCUUUCGCUUGUCGUCCGAUCUUGGUUCUGACUCUUCUUGCCCUACACAGCAGCAACACUUGAAUCAACCCGGUCGGCGACAGCGAACUCCUGCCCCUCCCGAAGAACACCACUCGACGGUCGAGGUUGAUGAAGACGAAACCGAAGACGAGGACGAAAAUGGGACGCGGACCCGCGUAGUCCGCGAGGAAGACAUCAGUUUUCUCCGCAACCAUGUACAGAAACAAGCCGAGGAAAUCAGUUUCCAGAAGGACAUCAUCGCCCAAGUUCGAGAUGAGCUCCAGACGCAAGAAGAGCGCACCCGGCGCGCCUUGACUAAGGUCGAGAACGAAGAUGUCGUCCUCCUCGAACGAGAGUUACGCAAGCAUCAGCAGGCCAACGAGGCUUUCCAAAAAGCUUUGCGGGAAAUCGGCGGCAUCAUCACACAGGUUGCCAACGGUGAUCUGUCGAUGAAGGUGCAGAUUCACCCGCUGGAGAUGGACCCGGAAAUCGCUACUUUCAAACGAACGAUCAAUACGAUGAUGGACCAGCUGCAGGUCUUUGGCAGUGAGGUGUCUCGUGUGGCCCGUGAGGUCGGAACAGAAGGAAUACUUGGUGGUCAAGCCCAGAUCACUGGCGUCCAUGGUAUCUGGAAGGAACUCACGGAGAAUGUCAACAUCAUGGCCAAGAAUCUGACGGAUCAGGUGCGAGAAAUCGCGGCUGUCACUACGGCCGUCGCGCACGGUGAUCUGAGUCAAAAGAUUGAGAGCCGCGCUCAGGGCGAGAUUUUGGAACUGCAACAGACGAUCAAUACCAUGGUAGACCAACUGCGAACCUUUGCUACGGAAGUGACCCGAGUCGCGCGUGAUGUUGGUACAGAAGGUGUACUUGGCGGCCAAGCUCAAAUUGAAGGUGUCCAGGGCAUGUGGAACGAACUCACUGUUAAUGUCAACGCCAUGGCGAACAACCUGACUACUCAGGUGCGAGAUAUUGCUACGGUCACUAAGGCGGUGGCCAAGGGUGACCUGACGCAGAAGGUGCAAGCCAACUGCCGAGGAGAAAUUGCAGAGCUGAAAAACAUUAUCAACUCCAUGGUGGAUCAACUGCGGCAGUUUGCUCAGGAAGUGACGAAGAUCGCCAAGGAGGUCGGUACAGAUGGUGUCCUAGGUGGUCAAGCCACUGUCAACGAUGUCGAAGGCACAUGGAAAGAUUUGACGGAGAACGUCAACCGCAUGGCCAACAACCUGACUACGCAAGUGCGUGAGAUUGCAGAUGUCACUACUGCAGUCGCAAAGGGCGAUCUGACCAAGAAGGUCACCGCCAACGUCCAAGGAGAAAUCCUGGAUCUGAAGAGCACCAUCAACGGCAUGGUGGACCGAUUGAAUACGUUCGCUUUCGAGGUUAGCAAGGUCGCCCGAGAGGUCGGCACAGAUGGUACCCUUGGCGGACAAGCCAAGGUCGAUAAUGUGGAAGGAAAGUGGAAAGAUCUGACCGACAAUGUCAACACCAUGGCCCAGAACUUGACUUCACAAGUGCGGAGUAUUUCCGACGUUACCCAGGCCAUUGCAAAGGGUGAUCUCAGCAAGAAGAUUGAAGUGCAUGCCCAGGGAGAAAUUCUAACCCUCAAGGUCACUAUCAAUCACAUGGUGGGUCGACUCGCUAAGUUCGCGACUGAACUGAAGAAGGUGGCCCGCGAUGUCGGCGUCGAUGGCAAGAUGGGCGGACAGGCCAACGUCGAGGGUAUUGCUGGAACCUGGAAGGAGAUCACGGAGGAUGUCAAUACCAUGGCCGAAAACCUGACCUCCCAAGUGCGCGCGUUUGGUGAGAUCACUGAUGCUGCCACGGACGGUGACUUUACCAAGCUCAUCACGGUCAACGCCUCUGGCGAAAUGGACGAGCUGAAGCGCAAGAUCAACAAGAUGGUUUCCAAUCUCCGAGACAGUAUUCAGCGAAACACGGCAGCCAGGGAAGCAGCUGAGCUGGCCAACCGCACGAAAUCCGAAUUCCUGGCCAACAUGAGUCACGAAAUCCGAACUCCGAUGAACGGUAUUAUUGGCAUGACGCAACUGACGCUUGAUACGGACGACCUGAAGCCAUAUACACGGGAAAUGUUGAAUGUUGUUCACAACCUGGCGAACAGCUUACUCACGAUCAUCGACGAUAUACUCGAUAUCUCGAAGAUCGAAGCCAACCGGAUGGUCAUCGAGAGCAUUCCAUUCACCGUUCGGGGCACCGUCUUCAAUGCAUUGAAGACAUUAGCGGUCAAGGCCAACGAGAAGUUCCUCAGUCUGACGUAUCAGGUGGACAACACCGUUCCCGAUUAUGUGAUUGGAGACCCCUUCCGUCUGCGCCAGAUCAUCCUUAACUUGGUUGGCAAUGCCAUCAAAUUCACCGAGCAUGGAGAGGUCAAACUCACCAUCCGCAAGUCCGAUAGGGAGCAGUGCACUGUCAACGAGUAUGCUUUUGAAUUCUCGGUCUCUGACACCGGUAUUGGUAUUGAGGAAGAUAAGCUGGAUCUCAUCUUCGACACCUUCCAACAAGCCGAUGGAUCAACUACCCGAAGAUUCGGUGGAACCGGCUUGGGUCUCUCCAUCUCGAAGCGUCUGGUGAACCUGAUGGGUGGUGAUGUUUGGGUUACUUCUGAAUAUGGACAUGGAAGUACAUUCCAUUUCACCUGCGUGGUCAAGCUCGCCGAUCAGUCUCUGAAUGUCAUCGCCAACCAACUCCUGCCGUACAGGAACCACCGUGUUCUGUUCAUUGACAAGGGCCAGAACGGCGCCCAGGCGGCCAACGUUAUGAAGAUGCUCAAGAAGAUCGAGUUGGAACCGUUGGUUGUGCGGAAUGAGGAACAUGUCCCGCCACCGGAGAUUCAAGAUCCCUCUGGCAAGGAAUCGGGCCACGCAUACGAUGUUAUCAUUGUGGACUCUGUGGACACUGCUCGGAUUCUGCGGACGUUUGAUGAGUUCAAGUACAUUCCCAUCGUCCUGGUUUGUCCCUUGGUCUGCGUGAGCUUGAAGUCUGCCUUGGAUCUGGGUAUCAGCUCGUACAUGACCACGCCCUGCCAACCGAUCGAUCUUGGAAACGGCAUGCUUCCGGCACUGGAAGGACGCUCGACACCAAUCACCACGGACAACUCUCGUUCGUUCGAUAUCCUUCUUGCUGAGGAUAACGACGUGAAUCAGCAGCUCGCCAUGAAGAUUCUCCAGAAACACAACCACAAUGUCUACGUUGUUGGCAACGGCCUGGAAGCCGUGGAAGCCGUCAAGCAACGUCGGUACGAUGUGAUUCUCAUGGAUGUCCAAAUGCCGGUCAUGGGUGGAUUUGAAGCCACCGGCAAGAUUCGCGAGUACGAGCGGGAGAGCGGGUUCCAGCGGACCCCGAUCAUCGCGCUUACGGCCCACGCCAUGUUGGGUGAUCGCGAGAAGUGCAUCCAAGCCCAGAUGGAUGAAUAUCUUUCGAAGCCGCUCAAACAGAACCAGAUGAUGCAGACCAUCUUGAAGUGCGCGACGCUUGGUGGCUCGCUGUUGGAGAAGAGCAAGGAAUCCAGAAUCUCAAGCAGUGGAGAGAUGCAUCCGAUCCACUCAUCCGCUCCUGAAAACAAUCAGAGCCAACAACGGACAAAUCAGCAGCUGAAAAUGGAGCCGCUGCCAGACCCGCGACGGCCUGCUGCAGAGACUCGGGCCGUUACCACGGGUCCCGUCACCCGAGGAAGCGCUGCUAGUCCAAACGGAGGCAAGGACGAAGAAAUGAUUGAUGACCGGGUACGUUAG